Messenger RNA from Pyrus x bretschneideri (Chinese white pear), 1798 nucleotides. RefSeq names its product interactor of constitutive active ROPs 1-like. The transcript is spliced from 3 exons. The record is from RefSeq and is a predicted model, not a curated record. NCBI's taxonomy places the organism in Eukaryota, Viridiplantae, Streptophyta, Magnoliopsida, Rosales, Rosaceae. The coding region runs from base 349 to 1500 and encodes 383 amino acids.
CUCUCACUGACCUUGAAUUCAAACUUGCGACCUCUCUCUAUCUCUAGGCUGUCUUCUCUUCUGGGCUGAGUUUUUACCGCCUAGUUUUUCAUGUUCAAGAAAAAACCUGUCAUCUUUUAACACCAAAACCCAACUUGUGGAGCUCAAGAAACCAUCCUUUACCAUUUUCUAGCAAAUGGGUUAUUUUCUUUAGUCACUAAUAUUCAGAAGGCGAGGUCUUUCAUGGAGUUCAUCAGUUGAGAUGCCACUCAGAUCACUGACAUUAUUUGCCUGGAAUCUGCACUUCUAGAGUUUGCAAGUUAGCAGAACACAACCCUUCAUCUUCAGCGAAUCUUCUAAGCGCAGCAAAUGCCGCGAUCAAGGGGCUCUGAAAUGGUUCAAAGGCCGUCUCCUCGAGGCUCACAUCAGCUCAGGACAUCAAGCUCUGAUUCAGAUCCACUCCAUCAUCGACCAAUAACUGAUCGAAGUCCAAAGCUAGGAGGGGAUCGCCGUUCCCCAAGAGGUACACAGUCUGAUCCACUAAACCAAAAGAAGAUUGGAACCCGCCUGGCUGAUUUGGAAUCCCAACUUGGGCAAGCACAAGAAGAGCUAAAGAUACUGAAAGAGCAGUUGGCUUCAGCCGAGGCUGCAAAGAAAGAAGCACAGGAGAAACUGGAAAAUAAAACUAAGAAACGAGUUGUGACUUCUGAGCCAGUGAAGAUCCAUGAAACGCAUCCUCCAUUGGAAAAUCAAGACUCUAACAAAACGGACAGUUGUUCCUCUGAUGAAGUUCCAGAUGACAUCCAAAAGGAAACUGAUGUUUAUGAAGUCCCAGUAGAAAAAGUUACAGUUGAGCCCAAGGUUGAACCUAGUGAGACUGAUCAGGUGGAAGAAGAGACCAAACCAGUUGAUAUAUCAGAUGAACCGCCAUCAAUUUUGGAAGCAGAGAAACUUUCCGCCUUACGUGACCUACAUUUGAAGAAUGAUGAGAUAAACAUGCUAAAAGCUGAGUUGGAAGAGAAAGCAAAGCAGCUAGCAGUGUUUGGUGAAGUAAAUCAGGGUUUAAAGAAUCAGCUAAACGAAGCAGCAUUAAAUAUUUUAUCUGCCCAAGAAAAGGAAAAGGAACUGUCCUUGAAGUUAAGUCAGCUUGAGGAAGAGCUGGAAGCAAAUAAGGCAACUGCAGGUCAGUUGAAUGCGAAGCUGCAGGCAACAGAAGGAGCAAAGGAAGCGCUGGAAGCAGAAAUAAAGAAGAUGAGAGUGCAGACAGAGCAGUGGAGAAAGGCAGCAGAUGCUGCUGCUGUAGUACUUGCCGGGGGUGCGGAGUUGAAUGGUAGGAUUUCUGAGAGGUGUGGCUCCAUGGAUAAACACUUUGGUGGAGUAUUUGAGACAUCAGCUGGUGGCUACGCGGGCUUUGUGGGGUCACCUGCUGAUGACUUGGACGAUGGGUUCGGUAGUGGUAAAAGAAAGGGUUCCGGCAUAAAAAUGUUUGGUGACUUGUGGAAAAAGAAAGGCCAGAGAUAAGAGGUCCUUUUUUUGUAUCUCUCGCCCACACUCGCGCUGAACUUUGAAAAUCUCUGUUUUUCCGUUGGUGUGUGAUAGUAGCAAAACAGUUUCUUACUGUUUCAGACUCGGCAGGCAGCGCGUUUUGGAUCCGCCGUCGUAGUACGCAUGUUUUCCUAGUAAUUUCAGUCGUGUAUAAUUGUUUAAACGAUCUUGACAUGUUUUAUUUCAGUUUAUGAGUAAGGCUUUGGUGUACCUUCUCUAAUAAUAUUUUUUGGCUACCUUACCUUAAUGCAAUGUCCAACAUUUCCUUGUGAUA